This is a messenger RNA of Haplochromis burtoni (Burton's mouthbrooder), 2316 nucleotides long. Its product is annotated as zgc:171566. Gene Ontology annotation, cellular component: vacuole. The transcript is spliced from 10 exons. Lineage: Eukaryota; Metazoa; Chordata; Actinopteri; Cichliformes; Cichlidae. The coding region runs from base 317 to 1279 and encodes 320 amino acids. The record is from RefSeq and is a predicted model, not a curated record. Gene Ontology annotation, molecular function: gamma-glutamyl-peptidase activity. Gene Ontology annotation, biological process: tetrahydrofolylpolyglutamate metabolic process.
GGAGUCUGACGAUGCCGUCUGAUCGCGCUAUCUCUGUCUUUUUAAUGGGGACGCACCAGAAAGGAGGAGGCUACUCAGGAUGACGUUGCUUUUUGCAGGCGAGUGCCACACGUGACCGAUUUGAUAGUCGGAACACCUCAGAAUACAGACCGAGGAAAGUAGGAGGACGGCGAGAGAAGCCGGACGACCUCCUGGAGCACAGCAUCAGCACCCGGAGGACGGCAUCAUUUCUGGGAUUGCUUCAUUCCUGCAAUCCAGCUGACAUUGAUUGCCCCCUCCAGCGGUUUUGUUUUAGGAAUUGUGCGCGGUGUUUUGAAUGCCUCGAACAGCUGCAGCAAUCUUCGCGGUGCUGACCGCCUGCCUCUGGUGCUCACCCGCUCUGUGUGCUGUAGGAAGAACCCGCCAGCAGCUCAAUUACCGACCAAUUAUCGGUGUGUUGGCACAGGAAAACCUUCCAUGGGACCAGUUUGCUCGUGGGUCUUCUUACAUAGCUGCCUCCUAUGUCAAAUACCUAGAGGCUGCUGGGGCCAGGGUUGUACCUAUUCGAAUCAAUCGCACAGAAGAAGAGUACGCCAAGAUAUUUAACUCAAUAAACGGGUUGUUGUUGCCAGGUGGAGAUGUAGAUCUUCAGACGUCACAGUUUAGUCGAGCUGCCAAGAUCUUUUACAACUUGGCUCUGAAGGGCAAUGAUGCUGGAGACUACUUCCCUAUUUGGGGAACCUGCCAGGGCUUCCAGCAGCUCACUGUCCUGACUGCCAACAAAAACCUCCUCACGCUUACUGAUACUAAGGCUGUGGCUCUACCUCUGACACUCACAUCAGUGGCCCCAUCUAGCCGAUUAUUCCGGAAUUUUCCCAAAGAUUUGCUGCGGUCUUUGGCUAGUGAAAACAUCACUGCAAACUUCCACAGUUGGAGUCUCUCCAUGCAGAAUUACAGUCGAAAUGCCAAACUCAGGAGGUUUUACAAGAUCCUGUCCACUAACAGUGAUGGAAAGAAAGAAUUCAUCUCUACUAUGGAAGCCAACCAUUACCCAUUUUAUGCUGUGCAAUGGCAUCCAGAGAAAAGUCCUUUUGAGUGGGUAGAUAAGCCAGGAAUGAUUCAUUCUGUUUCCGCUGUAAGGGCCAGCUUCUACACUGCCAGCUUCUUUGUUUCUGAAGCCAUGAAAAACCACCAUCAUUACCCCAGUCCUGAUGAGGAGGACAAAGCUCUCAUUUACAACUUUCCUCCUGUUUACAGAGGCUUUGAUGCUGUUUUUGUGCAGAAUUAUUACUUUGAUUGAUGAUCAGUGCUGAAGAUGAACCAUACCUGGUCACAGCCUAGUCCAAGUUAGUCAAAUCUUGGUUAAUUUUCUGCUUUAAACUUGAUAGAGUUUCAACAUACAGUGGCCUAAGAAAUCAAGUCACAGAUAAAAUGCAGAAAUUAAACUGAUUAAAAUGUAGUGAUAGAUGAUAGCUGAAAAUAUGUCAGAAUGCAAAUAAAGUCCCAAGUAAUUAAUUUAGGAGAAAAAAUAAAAAGGAAAUGCUCAACAAGUGUAUUUUUUUUUCUCCUGCAGUAUUUUCAAGACAUGUUGUUAGCACUGGUUUUAAUCCAAAUAAACCUUGCAAUUUUGGGGGGGAGGGGGGAGUUACUAGUCUGAUCAUUUUUAUUCCAGAAUGUGUUUAAGCCACCUGCAGGAUCCUUAACGUAUGCUGCUAACUUUUUUUGUUUGUUUGAUUUUAAUUUAUUUAUUACUUUCACUUUAUUUUUUGACAGCAUUGCUUUGGGGUUAGGAUCUAUUAAGAGCGUCUUUAUUCUUAAAAAGAAGUAUCAGUAUCUGUUGUAAGUUCAUCUCACCUUGAUUGUAUUGUUUUGGACAUAGGUGUGCAUCCAAGUGUUUUAUUUUUUACUAAGAAAUGGUAUAUUUUGUAAAACAUUGACUGAGAAUGAAGCUUCUCUGAUGAUUUGCAGGUUGUUUUUGUCAGGUUUAAUAUUUCUAUUGAUAUUAACUGGGGUUAAAUUAUGCUAGUAGGACUAUACAAUCAAAGUAUAAUCAAACAGAUGGUACAUGAAUUUUGGAUUUUAAAAUUGCUGAACUCUUAAAAGUUAUAGUAUGAUUUCAUAACUUUCCCAUCAGCAAAUUUCCUAAAACUAGUACCGGUACAUGAAAGGCUCAUUCUUGUCCAAAUUUUGUUUACUAUUUAGCUAGUCAUCUUAAUUUUUUUUGAUACAUGUAUUGAAUGUACGAUCGGUGGAGGUUGCAGUCUUGUUUGUAUGUUGUACCAUGUGUCAGAUGAUUAGACAAUAAAGGGAGUUAAAUAAACUUCAGUCUAUCCAAGA